AGUGGGAGUGAGCUCCCGGGGGGCGGUGCGAGCCAAGGUGCAGCAGGAAUGGGACGGGCCCCCAGCCCUGGACAGAUGCAGCGCCCAACUUGAUGCGGCUCCCCGGCUUCUCCGAGGCCCAGGGAAGUCUAUGGUCACCAUCACCUGAAACCACUUUCCAAAAAGGUCCAUGUCAUCAUCUGUUCCAGGACUGAAGAGGGAAUGGCUGCAGCCACAAUAGCUCCAAUGCAAGCCUGGCCCCCGUGGCCCCCUCUCCUUUUCUUGCUCCUCUUGCCUGGAGGGAGCAGUGGCAGCUGCCCUGCUGUGUGUGACUGCACCUCCCAGCCCCGGGCAGUGCUCUGUGACCACCGGAGGCUGGAGGCCGUGCCUGGGGGACUCCCAGUGGACACUGAGCUCCUGGACCUGAGUGGGAACCGCUUGUGGGCUCUUCAGCAGGGGAUGCUCUCCCGCCUGGGCCUGCUCCAGGAACUGGACCUCAGUUACAACCAGCUGUCCACCCUGGAGCCGGGGGCCUUCCAUGGUCUACAAAGCCUACUCACCCUAAGACUGCAGGGCAAUCGGCUGCGAAUCAUGGGGCCAGGGGUCUUCUCAGGCCUGUCUUCCCUUACCUUGCUGGACCUCCGCCUUAACCAGAUUGUCCUCUUCCUUGACGGAGCAUUUGGGGAGCUGGGCAGCCUCCAGCAGCUAGAGGUUGGGGACAACCACCUGGUGUUUGUGGCUCCAGGGGCCUUUGCAGGGCUGGCCAAGCUGAAUGCCCUCACCCUGGAGCGCUGCAACCUCAGCACAGUGCCCGGCCCGGCCCUGGCCCGGCUCCCAGAGCUAGUGGCCCUAAGGCUUCGAGAACUGGAUAUUGGGAGGCUGCCGGCAGGGGCGCUCCGGGGGUUGGGGCAGCUAAAAGAGCUGGAGAUCCACCACUGGCCAGCUCUGGAGUCCCUGGAGCCCGGGAGCCUGGCUGGGCUCAAUCUUAGCAGCCUGGCCAUCACCCGGUGCAAUCUGAGCUCCGUGCCCUUCCAGGCGCUGCGCCACCUGAGCUUCCUCAGGGUCCUGGAUCUAUCUCAGAACCCCAUCUCGGCCAUCCCAGCCCGAAGGCUCAGUCCCCUGGUUCGACUCCAGGAGCUUCGACUCUCCGGGGCCUGCCUCACCUCCAUCGCUGCCCACGCCUUCCAUGGCUUGACUGCCUUCCACCUCCUGGAUGUGGCGGACAACGCCCUUCAGACACUCGAGGAAACGGCAUUCCCUUCUCCAGAUAAACUGGUCACCCUGAGGCUGUCUGGCAACCCCCUGACCUGUGACUGCCGCCUCCUGUGGCUGCUCCGGCUACGCCGCCGCCUGGACUUUGGCACGUCCCCCCCUGCCUGUGCUGGCCCUCAGCAUGUCCGGGGCAAGAGCCUGAGGGACUUCUCAGACAUCCUACCUCCAGGGCACUUCACUUGCCAACCAGCCCUGAUCCAAAAGUCUGGGCCACGAUGGGUCAUCGCAGAGGAGGGUGGACGUGCUGUCUUCUCCUGCUCUGGGGAUGGGGACCCCACCCCCACUGUCUCUUGGAUGAGGCCUCCAAGGGCUUGGUUGGGGAGGGCUGGGCGAGUAAGGGUGCUAGAGGAUGGGACGCUGGAGAUCCGCUCAGUGCAGCUACGGGAUAGAGGGGCCUAUAUCUGUGUGGUCAGCAAUGUCGCUGGGAAUGACUCCCUGAGGACCUGGCUGGAAGUAAUCCAAGUUGAGGCACCCAAUGGCACUCUCUUUGACCACAACAUUACCAUGCCAGGGGUCCCAGGGCCUUUCUUCCUGGACAGCAGAGGUGUAGCUAUGGUGCUGGCAGUUGGCUUCCUCCCCUUCCUUACCUCUGUGACCCUCUGCUUUGGCCUUAUUGCCCUCUGGAGCAAGGGCAAAGGACGGGUCAAGCAUCACGUGACCUUUGACUUUGUGGCACCUCGGCCCUCUGGGGAUAAGAACUCUGGGGGUAACCGGGUCACUGCCAAGCUCUUCUGACCUUAACUUUCAUGCUGGGGACCCAGCCUUCCAGCUUCAGAUACCAAAAGGGAUGCAAACCAAGACCAUGUGGACCAGAACCCCGUCCCAAGCAGCACAGGCCUCCCACACUUCCUGCCUGCACUGUUAGCACAGCUAUGAUGCCUCCUAAUAGAGAGUCUGCCUCAUGCUUUUGCAGCCUGAGGAUAGGGUUGUCGCCCCUUCCCGGAGGGCCCCAGGGCUGGAGAUAUAGACCUUAUAGUCAGCCCAGCCUUGCCCACCAUACACAAAGCAGGAAACAUAACCAAGGCUCCAGCCUGCUGGUCUAAUCAUCAGUCUUCCCUUACACAUACUUACACUCUUUCAUAAUCUGUACCAACUGCCAACCACAGCUUUAAGAUUAUUUCAGAGGGAAGUGUCAGUUGCUUCUUAGAAUCUUUGCUCCUCAAUCAGGUGCUGUCCCUCUCUUACUGCUUUGUCACCUUCUCCAGGCACAAGGGACUAGAGUUGAGGACCUCAGGCUAAGGAGACGAGGGUACAGUGUGGGAUGGGGGAAGACAGACUACA
This is a messenger RNA of Phyllostomus hastatus (greater spear-nosed bat), 2532 nucleotides long. It is a transcript of the gene LINGO4, whose product is annotated as leucine rich repeat and Ig domain containing 4. The coding region runs from base 202 to 1986 and encodes 594 amino acids. The record is from RefSeq and is a predicted model, not a curated record. Gene Ontology annotation, molecular function: protein binding. NCBI's taxonomy places the organism in Eukaryota, Metazoa, Chordata, Mammalia, Chiroptera, Phyllostomidae. The transcript is spliced from 2 exons.